Molecule: messenger RNA, 1527 nt
Organism: Sitodiplosis mosellana (orange wheat blossom midge)
Lineage: Eukaryota; Metazoa; Arthropoda; Insecta; Diptera; Cecidomyiidae
Exons: 3
Coding region: 1-1527 (508 amino acids)
Molecular function (GO): protein binding
Source: RefSeq, a predicted model, not a curated record
AUGUUGUGGAAAAAAGAGUCGAAUGACAGAAAUGCGAUGUACGUUGAUUUAUUUGAAUCAUCGUUGAACGCUCAAGAGCCAGUGGAAGUGCAAUAUCUGUUGAACAAAAUGUCGAGAUUGGAGUGCAAUACUGAUGUUUCAUACUAUAAAAAUGACGUGAUCGCAAAUACAUUCCGACAAUUUGGCAAUAAAAAAUUCGAAAAAGGCCAAUUUUACGAUGCAAUGGAGUUGUACAACAAAUCGCUGUGCUUUGCAAACAACGGGUCUAAAGCACUUGGAUUGGGUUAUGCAAAUCGUUCAACGUGUUUUUUCCAAUUAAAGAUGUUUAAAAAGUGCCUCGCUGAUAUUGAACUGGCCAAGCAAAACAACUGUCCAGCGCAUCUAAUCGCAAAAUUGAAUGGUUGGAAGAACGAUUGCUUGAAAUUAAUGGAAACCGAACCAGAUCAAAGUGAAAUGGGUGAGCCAAAACUGGACUUCGCAGCCAAUGAACAGUUUCCAUGCUUAGCAAAUGUAGUGAAUAUGCAAAGCAACGAUGAAUUCGGCCAUCAUAUCGUGGCGACGGAAGACAUUGAAAUCGGAAAAACCGUUUUGAUCGAGCCAUGUUAUAUCGGUGUCACAAAAUUCGAUCAUUAUAAAUGUACAAGCGCAUUAUUCUGUUUGGACUGUAAAGAAAACAAUCUACAUGGAAUCGAAUGCGAUAUGAAUUUUGGAUGUCCGGCCGGGUUUAAAUUCAUGGAUGUGGUGCGUUCAAUUACGUUGGCGAAAAAUGCGUUUUCAAAUGCCGAUGAAUUAACGGUUUUCGUCGAAGAUAUGCUGAACAGUGACGCAAUUCAACCAUCAAAUCUUGUGGAUGAACGGUCAAAAUAUCGCGCAUUCUUCCAGUUGUGUCCUGACUGGCAAACAUACGAACUCCAUUUGCAGCAGGCAUACCUAUUUUAUCAAUUGCUUUUAGAACAAAGGGACAUGAAGGCAUUUUUUCAUACAAAAGCCCAUCAGCGAUUUUUAAUGCACCUAGUGCAACAUCAUAUUUCUAUGAUCCUGCGUGGUGCAUUCAACAAACGAAGUGCACCAAUUGGUGGCGUUAAUAUUACUGACACCUAUGUUAAUAUCGUCGCUAAAUAUCUCCAUCAUUCAUGCAUUCCAAAUGUUUGUCACGUGUUCAAAGAUGGUUCUAUCAAUUGCAUUGUCAUUCGUCCAAUCAAGAAAAACGAACAGCUAUUCAUUUCAUACAUUACAUGGGAUAUGUUUGCAUCAGAAGCAGAACGUCGGGCAAUAUUGCAGAGUAGAUAUGUAAAGUGUAAAUGCUUGCGUUGCAAGCUUAAAUCGUUGCCAUCCGAUCGUCGAAUGCAAUCGGAUGACGAUUUUCAAUUCAUUGAAAAAACAUUCAAGAUGCACACUUUACACAAAGGCCUGUAUAAUCGCAAACAAAUCGAUUCGAUGAAAGAGAAAUGCUUCCGCCUUUUGCAAACAUACGGACCAGGCCAACAAUGGACGCUCGAAUUAUUGACUGAAAAAGAAUUCUUUUGA